Molecule: messenger RNA, 1539 nt
Organism: Peniophora sp. CBMAI 1063
Lineage: Eukaryota; Fungi; Basidiomycota; Agaricomycetes; Russulales; Peniophoraceae
Source: the annotation of a GenBank genome assembly
AUGCGGUCAUCGCCCAACGACUUGCUCGAUAUAUGCGCAAACCUCCUCCCCAUGCGCCUGCUCGUGGCGAAGAUAUGCUUCCGCGCGCUUACCCGCGUAUCCGCGCUACCUGUCAACCACCCGUUACACUUAGUCGCGAUUCGUAGCGCGGCGGCCUUCCCGCGAGUGCACCGCACGCCUCUCCACUACCUCUAUCGACUCUUCCCCGAGGCGGCCCCCCAACACAGCGAAUACAUCGUCCCGAUGCGUUACGACCCAGCACACCUCAAGCCCACAUUCACCACACACAUCGCGAAGUCGCGUGAGGAGUCUCACCGAGAGGACGAGGACAUGGAUUCGGUCAUCAGAGUAUACUCGGAUGGCUCUGGCUACAACGGAUACGCGGGUGCUGCAGCUGUCCUGAUUCGCACUGACGGUGUACACGAGCAGCGGCGGGUCCUGCGUUACCGCCUAGGCCCACUAACCGAACACACAGUCUACGAGGCCGAAGCCGUCGGCGUACUGCUCGGGGCACACCUCUUGCACACCGAGGAACCCGAGCACGCGUCCAAGCCGUCGAGCAUCAGCCUCGACAAUCAGGCUGUCAUUCGGGCCACCGAACAUUGCACUAAGGCCCAACCCGGGCAUUAUCUUCUUGACUUGUUCCGAGACAGUGCUGACCGUCUAUUACAGAAGAGGAGACUGGGCUACUCGCUCGCGGUCCGAUGGAUCUCCGGGCACGACGAUGCAGAGUUCAACGAGUAUGUGGACGGGCAGGCCAAGAUCGCGGCCGACGGCCGCUCGAGCGUCAAGACUGACCUGCCCCACUGCUUACGCACGCCGCUGAGGGCGAGCGUGUCCGCGCUACGUCAAGAGUACGCGCGCCGAUUGAAGGAGCGCUGGCAACGGGACUGGUGCAUGUCGCCCCGUUAUCACCGCCACUGCCACUGGGCGCCCGACGCUACGUCACCGCGCCACAUCGCAAUCACGAACGAGUUGUCAAGAAGGGACAGCACGGUGCUGUUCCAACUCCGUUCGGGACACGCGCCGCUCAAUGCUCACUUACAUCGCAUCAAUUGCGCACCGGCGCCGACCUGCGAGGCGUGCGAAGAGGCCGACGAAACGGUCAACCACUUCAUUUACGACUGCCCCGCACGCCUGAGCGAACGCCGACAACUACGGAAGGCGGCGGGGAAAAAGUGGGCCGACCGGUCGUACCUACUGGGCGAGACGCGAGGAGUAAAGGCGCUGAUGGCGUAUGUGCGGCAAACGGGGCGACUACGAUGGGGAAGGCGUCAAGACAGCGAGGGGAGACCGGAGGAACGAACGGGACCGUGGGGAUUGGAUCGGAGAAGGGACGAGACUGGGAGGGAGGAAGAAAGGCUGGAGGACGACGACUCGAUGGAGGUGGAGAGACUAGUGGAGGAUGAGGAUGAGGAGGACGAAGGUGGAGGACUGGAUAUGGCGGGUUUCAUGCGGUGGUAUGAGGGGUUCAUAGGAGACCGGGGAGAAGGGGGCGAGACGCAGCGCGAGCGGGACGCCGCGACUGACGCCGACUAG